AUGGCGGCGCGCCUGCCGCUCUGCGUGUUCGCAAAACCUCCACGGCCUGGAAGGGCCAAGACGCGGCUGGCUGCCAGCAUCGGCGAUGAUGCUGCUUGCAGGUUUGCUCCCUACGCUUUUAUCAACGAUUUCAUAUCCAUGGCCUCGAAUCUUAGCUGGGCCUAUCCAGUCUUGGCCACGACGGAAGACGGAAUGGAGCCAUCAAGCUUUCCGCCAACAGCAUUUCCAUCAGAUGUGCAUCCGGCGAGCGUUCCCCGCUGGCGGCAGCCUGAUGGCGAUCUCGGUGCAAAGUUGGAGGGGAUCGUCCGGCAGGGCCUCGAGCUUGCAGAGGCGACCAUCUGCCUUGGGGCCGACAGUCCUGGGCGGCCCGCUCAGCGGCUAGAGGACACGAGGCAAGCCUUAUUGAACGGCUACGAUGCAGUGCUGGGGCCUUCUGAAGACGGAGGGUACGACCUGAUGGCUUUGAAGCGCUGCCCUCCGGGACUGUUGGCUGACUUGCCGUGGAGCCAGCCGACAACCUUCGAAGCCACGAAGAAGCGCUUGGAAGAGCAAGGGCUGCGAGUGGCUGUGCUGUCGAAGUGGUGGGAUGUUGACGAGGUGGAGGACUUGAAGAGGCUCCAGGAGCUUCUUCAAGACGAGGAGGGCAAGCAGCGGGCGCCUGCGACUGCCGCUGUCAUGGCAGAGGUUGGUGGUGGACUUGAUCAGAAGGUACUUGUAAGCUCGCCACGUGUUUGCCGGCUCUUAUACCCAGCUCGGUUGGGUAGACGGGUCUGCGCCCGACUUCCUGACUGCCACUUGGAGCGGUGCCAAAGGCCCAUGGCAAUCAAUGCGAUCAGCGGCCCGUUGUCGAAUAGCCAAGAUAAAGGCAGCGCCAAGCGGAAGGAGGUCUCCGAGGUGGCGGAAGAAGCUACAGAGGAAGCUGCUGGGUACGGUGAUGGCGUAGAGUACUGGAAUAAAAGGUACCGAGGCGAUCCCAAUCCCUUCGAGUGGUUAGAGAGCUUCGCAGAGCUUGAGAGCCUUAUCAAAGAGGCCACGUCUGGCCGCACAGAUGCGUCCGUGCUGCACGUGGGCUGCGGGAAUUCCUUGCUGCCCGAAGCAAUGUACGACCAUGGCUACAAGGAUGUCACUAACAUCGAUGUCGCCGAGGUAUGCAUUCAGCAAAUGGCAGAGAGGAAUAGGACCAUGCGCCCAGAGCUGAAGUGGUUCGAGAUGGAUGCCACAGAAAUGGGCCUCAUAGAGAGCAGCUUCGACACCGUCAUCGACAAAAGCGUCCUUGAUACCUUUGCAUGUGGUGACAAUGCACCAAAUGUCAUCAACAAAUAUUUGCUGGAGGUCCAAAGAGUGCUGAGACCACGUGGCAC
Molecule: messenger RNA, 1361 nt
Organism: Symbiodinium necroappetens
Lineage: Eukaryota; Dinophyceae; Suessiales; Symbiodiniaceae
Source: the annotation of a GenBank genome assembly